Messenger RNA from Quercus lobata, 1743 nucleotides. RefSeq names its product cadmium/zinc-transporting ATPase HMA2-like. Gene Ontology annotation, molecular function: ATP binding; ATP hydrolysis activity; metal ion binding. Bases 15 to 1682 code for a protein of 555 amino acids. The record is from RefSeq and is a predicted model, not a curated record. Gene Ontology annotation, biological process: monoatomic cation transport; transmembrane transport. Gene Ontology annotation, cellular component: membrane. The transcript is spliced from 8 exons. Lineage: Eukaryota; Viridiplantae; Streptophyta; Magnoliopsida; Fagales; Fagaceae.
CAGACACAUAAAAUAUGGCUGAAGAAUUAAAGAAAAGCUACUUUGAGGUGUUGGGUUUGUGCUGUGCAUCAGAGGUAGCAUUGGUUGAGAGGAUUCUGAAGCAGCUCAAUGGAGUCCAAGAAAUUUCUGUAAUCCUACCCACAAAAACAGUUGUUGUCCACCACACUCAUGUCAUCUCUGAUGUUACCAUUGUUGAGGCACUCAAUAAGGUAAGGCUGGAAGCUACUGUUAGACCACAGGAACAAAGCAACUUCCAGAACAAAUGGCCAGCCCCAAGUACAAUGUUCAGUGGCUUAUUUCUUGCACUUUCCUUUUUGAAGUACGUUUAUCAUCCAUUGGAAUGGUUGGCUCUUGUUGCGGUUAUUGUUGGCCUUCCUACACUCAUAUUGAGAAGCAUAGCAUCCAUCCGAAAUCUUACUCUUAAUAUCAACAUUCUUGUUCUGAUGGCAGUAAUAGGGACACUUGCUUUACAAGAUUAUUGGGAAGCUGGUACCGUUGUCUUUCUGUUCUCCAUUGCUCAAUGGCUUGAAACAAGAGCAAGUUACAAGGCUAUGGCUACGAUGUCAUCUUUAACGAGCAUGGCUCCUCAAAAGGCCAUAAUAGCUGAAACUGGAGAACAUGUUGAUGUCAAUGCUGUUGAGAUGAACACAGUCCUUGCAGUCAAAGCCGGCGAUGUUAUUCCAAUUGAUGGUAUUGUUGUUGAAGGGAAAUGUGAAGUUGAUGAAAAAAUGCUGACUGGAGAAUCAUUUCCUGUCACCAAAGAACUGGACUCAACUGUUUGGGCAGGCACUAUUAACCUAAAUGGUUAUAUUAGUGUAAAAACUACAGCUUUAGCAAAAGACUCUUUUGUCUCAAGAAUGGCAAAGCUAGUAGAGGAGUCGCACAACAAGAAGUCCAGAGCUCAAAGAUUCAUUGACAAUUGUGCAAAGUACUAUAUUCCUGCGGUUAUGUUAAUAGCAGCUGCUUUUGCUGUGAUUCCGGCUGCACUGAGACUUCCUAACGAAGAUUACUGGUUUCAUUUGGCAAUAGUAGUGCUUGUAAGCACAUGUCCAUGUGCACUUAUCCUCUCUACACCUGUUGUAAAUUUCUGUGCACUUUCAAAGGCUGCAACAACUGGACUUCUAGUCAAAGGUGGAGAUUAUCUUGAGAUUCUUGCAAAGGUUAAGACUGUCGCUUUCGACAAAACUGGAACCAUAACAAAAGGAGAAUUUGUGGUGACUAAUUUUCAAGUAAUCAGUGAUGAUGUUAGCCUGAACGCCUUACUCUACUGGGUUUCAAGCAUUGAGAGUAAAUCAAGUCAUCCAAUGGCAGCUGCACUUGUUGAGUACGGACGCCAACAUUUAAUUGAACCAAAGCCUGAAAAUGUGGAAGACUUUCAAAAUUUCCCUGGGGAAGGGGUUUUUGGGAAGAUUGGUGGGAAAGAUAUCUGUAUUGGAAACCGGAGAAUUCGUUCGAGAGCUGGGUGUGCAGCAGAAAUAGAAUUUCAAAACAUGGAAGGAAAAACAAAUGGAUAUAUAUACUGUGGAGCAACUCUAGUUGGAACAUUCAGCCUCUCUGAUACUUGUCGAUCAGGGGCCAUGGAGGCAGUUGAAGAGCUUAAAUCAUUGGGGAUCAAAUGUGUCAUGCUUACAGGUGAUAAUCAUGCAGCAGCCAUGCUUGCACAAGAUCAGGUACAAAUAUAGCAGCUCAAGUUGGUAGUCAUGUGAACCAAUCAUCCCAACCUAACCAUAACUGGGUAUUAUA